This is a messenger RNA of Penicillium chermesinum, 3630 nucleotides long. RefSeq names its product putative cell wall biogenesis protein Mhp1. The transcript has 4 exons. Bases 1 to 3630 code for a protein of 1209 amino acids. Gene Ontology annotation, cellular component: nucleus; cytosol; perinuclear region of cytoplasm. Gene Ontology annotation, molecular function: GTPase activator activity; small GTPase binding. The record is from RefSeq and is a predicted model, not a curated record. Lineage: Eukaryota; Fungi; Ascomycota; Eurotiomycetes; Eurotiales; Aspergillaceae. Gene Ontology annotation, biological process: activation of GTPase activity; nucleocytoplasmic transport.
AUGGAGGGCGUUCAGACGGUAGAUGUGAGCUGGCUCCAUCACUCGCAGAAAGAUCACCUCUCCCGCACCAAAUCUGCUUCCUCGAACUCUGGCGACAACAAGCCCGUCAAUGGCAAUGAUACCACCACCCCUUCCCACAAAUCUCACCGGCGGAAUCGAUCCAAUAGUAGUCCCGCCCGACCUCCGAGUGAACCCCGAGAGCCAAAUGGGUCAAGAGAGCCCGAAAAUGGUCUCCCAAAGAUAGAUGAGAAGCCAUUAUCUGUGGAUAUCCCUCUACCGCCUGUAGACACAAAGCUCGACCCGAAAAUCUUGGCUGCGUCGGGUCCGCCACCGAAAUCAAGUCCGAAGCAAGUCAAUGGGCGCCGAAACUCAUGGAUAUCUACUAUAUCUUCCAAAUUCUCCUCUGGGUCCACUCCUCCGUCCCAGUCGAGCUUGAAGGGAACUCCUGCUAGUCCAAAGGCCACGUCGCCCAUGGAUAUGCACAAUCCGUUCGGAGCCGCCUAUUCGCCUGGUGAGAGGGAUCUCGAGAAGAAAGACGAUCCAUCCAGUUCAACAGUAUCGACAUCCCCUAAAGGACCCUCCUUCCUGCACAAUGCGCUCAGGAAGCUAUCUUCCAACUCUGGCGGAUUACCAAAGAUUCCGCCCAACGUGAAGUGCCCUCGACGUAUCAUGAACCUUGACCAAGAUCGAGAUCGGUGCAAGAUCUCGGACUUGAAUCAAGCGAAGCUGAAGCGUGUGGCUUUUUGCGUCGAUGUGGAAAUCGCAGGGAUAUCUCAUCAUGAUUCUGAUGAAGACGCUCCUCCAACAAAUCAGUUACGCCAAUCCCUAGCCGAACACAACCGCCAAAAAGCAAAGAAGGCGGAGAUCAAGGACAAGGCGAAAGAGGAGGUGGGUGCUGCGAAAAAUACCCACUCUGCAGUAGCAGAGAAGGAAGAUCCGAUGCCAACAGCAACGCCAACGCCUGUUCCAACCCAAGCUACCGGUCCGUCCGAUGCUCCAGCGUCAACCUCACCUCCCGAACCCGAAACGCCCGCGGACAGCAAGCCGAAUGGCGAAGUGAAAGAAAUAUCGCGCAAAGCCGAGAAGAAGAAGCGUUCGGAGGAGGAGAGAAAGGAGCGCAAAGAGCGCAAACGGAGACAAGCUGUGGCCAAUGGCACUAUUCCAUUGCAGCUCGAUGCUGAGCAUGAUGAGGAGGACUCCCGCCCACCGUCUCCCACGGGCUCUCGCUCCAAGACUCAAAGCCAUCCUACCACGGAUCCUGUGCGUAUCUACCGCCGAUGUUGCCAACUGCGCGAGACACCCGUUUUGAAGCGAGUCGUUGACGAGAUCUCUUCACCUUCAUCGACUCUUGCCGAAUCUCCUGGUACUGUCGCUACACUUGAUCUGAGCAACUUCCCCAUGACGCUUCAGGAUAUCUCAACCUUAAGCGAUUGGCUCGCCGUGGUCCCGGUUCGCAAGUUGCUUCUUGAAAGCUGCGCUCUCACCGACGAAUCCGUGCGGGCUAUUCUCUCUGCAUUAUUAUCUACGAAGACUGUAGAGCAAAUGCGCUCGAGAAGGCGACGAGCUCGCAGAUUCGAGGCCUCCGUCAUUAAGGAAGAGCGCUGGGGUGUGGUGGAGAAACUCUCGUUGAAGAACAACCCGAAGAUCGGCCGCGAAGGAUGGCGCCAUAUUGGGCUUUUCGUCCAUCUAUCCAAGUCCUUAAGGGCAAUCGACUUGUCUGGCAUACAGUUCCCAAAGCCACGAGUCGUCUCUGCUGGGUCAACUGGGCCUACCACGGCUGGAUCCGUUGGCCCAGAUGUCUGCGACACUUUCGCAUGCGCCCUUGCAGAAAGAUUCCACGGUGACCAUCUGGAGGAGCUUCUUAUGAGUGAAUGCAGACCUUCUACUGAGCAAAUCAAACGGAUCUGCGAAGCGACAACGAAGAUGGGACUUCGACGGUUGGGUCUCGCGAACAAUGAUCUGACCAGGGAGAGCUUGGAGCAUGUUGUCAAGUAUAUGCAAGAUGGGAAGUGUGAGGGACUCGAUCUUGGAGGCAAUGCGCUCAAAGACGAUCUUGAUCUUAUCAUUGAGGCCAUCGAGCCGGAGCAACCUCUUUACGCCAUUAGCUUGGCUGAUUGCGGACUCGAUUCCUCGGUCAUAUCGCCUCUACUGCAAGCCCUUGCUCGACUUCAUAAUCUUCGCUUUAUCGAUUUCUCUCACAAUGCCCUACUAUUCACAGGACAGCAAAGCGCUCUGGGUGUCUUCAGACGCUUCUUGCCCAAGAUGCCAUCGCUUAGACGUAUUCAUCUGGCAGAUGUGAAUCUUUCCCCCGACCAUGUCAUUGGACUCGCGGAGGUCUUGCCGGAGUGCCCCGUUCUCUGCCACCUGAAUAUUUUGGAAAAUCCUCAAAUUACUGCUUUGGCGUCAGCUGUUGAUCCAGCAGUUCAGGAAGAGGCUUGUGCCGUCUAUGCUUCCAUGAUGGCUGCUGUGCGCGUAUCUAGGACAAUCGUCGCAGUGGAUAUUGAAGUCCCGACUGCGGAGAAUAACGAAGUUGUUAAGGCACUUGCGUCCCAAAUCGUCGCCUACUCGCUUCGCAACCUCGAGGGAAGUGCGAUUGGCGAGGAGAUUACGGGACCACUUGCGCCAUUGGCCGACAAAGACGUCGUUGUGCCAGAAAUCCUACAGCACAUGGUGGGACAUGCCAGCGGCACGGAAGAAACGGUGGACGAUGACGACGAGGCUGCGCCAGAUGAAGAUUACGUCCUGGGCGGCACAGGUGUCGUCAAGGCACUCGGUGUCUGUCUUGGAAAUCUAGACCACCUUGGGGAUGCUGGAGAGGUUUCUGCGCCGCCUAGUGGCGCCAACACACCUAGGCGUCGGAAGUCAAGAGGUGUUGUUACCAAGAGACCUGGCGAUAUGUCGAAAAAUCUUCUCGAGUCAGCUCGUAAUAUUCGCGCUCGCAUCCAGACUGCCCUCAUCCGCGAGGAUCGGGCGGGUAACGAUGCCAGCUACAGACGUCUCCAAUUUUUGGACAUGACUUUGCAACGCAUGAUCCAGCGCUUCGAAGACGAGUACCCCGAAACGCGCCUUGCUUCUCAACCUGCACCGCCCUCUACUCCUCCGGAUACCAAUUCUCAACAUUCUGGCGAGGACCUCUCAGCUAUGGCCACUAGUGCCAAUUUGCAUGGCAGUAGCGCAGACCACGAGAACGCUGUGGACGAUGAAGAUGCCGACAAUUUCGACAUCACCCUCUCUCGUAGUAGCUCUAUGACCUCGCUGCAUGCCCGCGCCAUGACAUCGGAAGAAGGCCAUGUCCAUCGAAUUGGCCAACAUCUUCGCCAAGGUGAUGGUGAUGAAGAUGACUACUCCCACAUUCUGGCACUCCGCGAAAAGCUAGAGCGCUUGCAGGAUCGGCAGUCUCAGUCACCAUUCGAAAGUGCCGAAGCUGAGCGUACGUUUGCAGAGCUCGGUCAUACCGUCGAUGAACUCUGGGCUGCGAGAAAGCAAGAUGCUGAGAGCUUUGAGAGAUUCAAGCAGUCGCAGAUCGCAGCUCAGAUCAACAGUGGGCUGCGCCGUGCUACUUCUGUGUCCAACGGUCACGGUCCACAAGGGAAGAACGACUCCCCGGACAGCGACUCUCCACCAUCUUGA